AGUGCUCCGCGACUGCCGGCCAAGAGGCUUCUGGGGAUUGCGCGGGCUCCCGCCGCUCAUCAUGGCGGCCUCCUUUGCUGGGAAGAAGAUCGUGUUUGUCACCGGGAACGCCAAGAAGCUGGAGGAGGUCAUUCAGAUCCUAGGAGAUAAGUUUCCGUGCACUUUGGAGGCACAGAAAAUUGACCUGCCGGAGUACCAGGGAGAGCCGGAUGAGAUCUCCAUACAGAAGUGUCAGGAGGCGGCUCGCCAGGUGCAGGGACCUGUACUGGUGGAGGACACCUGUCUGUGCUUCAACGCCCUCGGCGGACUCCCCGGCCCCUACAUAAAGUGGUUUCUGGAGAAGCUGAAGCCUGAAGGUCUCCACCAGCUCCUGGCCGGCUUUGAGGACAAGUCAGCCUAUGCGCUCUGCACAUUCGCCUUCAGCACCGGGGACCCCAGCGAGCCCGUGCGCCUGUUCCGGGGCCGGACCUCGGGCCGGAUUGUGGUACCCCGAGGCUCCCGGGACUUUGGCUGGGACCCCUGCUUCCAGCCUGAUGGAUAUGAGCAGACGUAUGCGGAGAUGCCCAAGGCUGAGAAGAACACCAUCUCGCACCGCUUCCGGGCCCUGCUGGCCCUGCAGGAAUACUUCGGCAGCCUGACUCCUCCUGGGGCCGCAGGAGCCCCUGGCCAUGGAUCCGGGGAGAGCUAGCCCAAGACCUCCGCCACCAGGCAGGCACCCCCUUGAAAAGUGCUUUCCUUCGCUGUUAUCUCUUCCCGCGGGUGUUGGGGCGGCCUCACCACACGCCCUGUCCAGAGGAGCAGCCGGUUCUGCUCAAGAAACUGGGCAAGCUGCCCCCAAGGCAGUGAUCUCUCCUACAGCCUCCAGGCCUGGGGUCCUGGAAGGACGACUGGGUGUUGAAACUGGCCAUGGCAGGACUGAAGGCGUGGGGAAGACCAAACAGCCUUAGAUAUUUUGAAAAUGCAACGGUGAUUCCCGGAGGCACUUGUUUCCAAAAUAAAUCAGGUGUAUCUGCGUGA
This is a messenger RNA of Lepus europaeus (European hare), 1017 nucleotides long. RefSeq names its product inosine triphosphatase (gene ITPA). The record is from RefSeq and is a predicted model, not a curated record. Gene Ontology annotation, biological process: nucleoside triphosphate catabolic process. Gene Ontology annotation, cellular component: cytoplasm. The transcript has 8 exons. Bases 62 to 688 code for a protein of 208 amino acids. NCBI's taxonomy places the organism in Eukaryota, Metazoa, Chordata, Mammalia, Lagomorpha, Leporidae. Gene Ontology annotation, molecular function: nucleoside triphosphate diphosphatase activity.